Messenger RNA from Centropristis striata (black sea bass), 3324 nucleotides. RefSeq names its product Rho guanine nucleotide exchange factor (GEF) 25a (gene arhgef25a). The transcript is spliced from 16 exons. Lineage: Eukaryota; Metazoa; Chordata; Actinopteri; Perciformes; Serranidae. Gene Ontology annotation, biological process: axon guidance. Gene Ontology annotation, molecular function: guanyl-nucleotide exchange factor activity. The record is from RefSeq and is a predicted model, not a curated record. Gene Ontology annotation, cellular component: plasma membrane; cytoplasm. The coding region runs from base 373 to 2439 and encodes 688 amino acids.
AAAACAGAGGGGAGAAAAGAGACGGCGAGAAGGGCAGCACAUUCAGUGUAACGAUAAGCUUGCUGGAAUGUUUUCUUGGCUUGUUUAUCACCAUCUGAAAAACCCUGUGAGUGUGGAUUUCUUCUUGGCUGCCGCUUUUGUGGACUCUUUCUCUUCUUCUUCUUCUCGGUCUGGAUGUGGGCUUUCAGUCUGUCUGCACUCAGCUGAGGAGGAGGAUCAACUGACACCUUUUUGGGGAUUUACACUUUGAGGAGUAAACCUCGACUUGUGACAGAGGGAGAGACAGAGAGAGAGAGAAAGCGAAGAAGGGGGCGGGGAGGGGGGAGAAAGAGAGUGCCGGGCCAUGCCCACCUCUGCUCAUGGUUCAACAGCAUGAAAGGGGGCCACCACCACCAUCGCCACCACCGAGGCUGUGGCUGCCAACACUUGUUUCGUAAAGUCCUGGCCAAGUGUGGCUGCUGCUAUGCCCGAGUCAGAGACUCGUACUCGGCAGCAGGCAGCGAAGGUAGCAUCUCCACCUCUGUGGCGUCACUGCCCCCGCAGGCAUCAGGCAGCUCGGCCCCCAGCUCCCCGGGCUCCAGACGCUCUGUGAGCACCCUGAAGAAGUGGCUCACGAACCCUGUCCGCAAACUCAGCGUCGGGGCCACCGCCAAGGGGGAGCGUCAGGUGCGCAAACUUGAGGGGAAACCUCCACCACUCCCGUCCCACAGCCACAGCCAGGACCUCGGCAGCCCUCCGAGGUCUGAUGACACUGUCACCAUUCUGCCCGUCACUCACAGAGAACUGGAGUGGAGAGAUGGACUGGCAAGCCCUGAGGACCUGUCACCGGCAACACUACAGGCCCCCAGCUACAUAACAGACUCUCUGAUUGGCUGCACGUCACUGCCAAACACCCAGGAAACUCAGUCCAGCAGUGUUUUGCCUGAUGACAGCGGCUCCGUCUUGAUGGACGACACCUCCAGCCAAUGGUCGGCUGCAGCUGACACUGAGGAGGAGAGGAGGACUGCCUCAGAGAAAAGCAUGUAUGUGCUAAUGGAGCUUAUUGAGACAGAGAAGCACUAUGUGGUGGACCUGGGGCUCAUAGUGGAGGGCUAUAUGGCCACAAUGCAAUCCAAAGGUAUACCAGAGGACAUGAAGGGAAAAGACAAGAUUGUUUUUGGGAACAUUCACCAAAUAUAUGACUGGCAUAAAGACUACUUCCUGGGAGAGCUGGAGAAGUGUAUAGCAGAGCCAGAGAGGCUGGCUCAGCUCUUCAUUAAACAUGAGAGGCGUCUGCAUAUGUAUGUUGUAUACUGUCAGAACAAGCCCAAGUCAGAACAUAUCGUUUCAGAGUAUAUUGAGACUUACUUUGAGGAGUUGCGACAGCAGCUGGGUCACAGGCUGCAGCUCAACGACCUGCUCAUCACACCUGUCCAGAGGAUCAUGAAGUACCAGCUGCUGCUCAAGGACUUCCUGAAGUAUUACACCAAAGCUGGGAUGGACACAGAAGAGUUGGAAAAAGCGGUAGAAGUGAUGUGCUUUGUGCCAAAACGUUGUAAUGACAUGAUGAAUGUGGGCAGACUACAAGGCUUCGAGGGGAAGAUCACAGCCCAGGGCAAACUGCUCCAGCAAGACACCUUCACUGUGACCGAGCAGGACAGUGGCUUCCUGUCCCGAGCCAAGGAGAGACGGAUCUUUCUGUUUGAGCAGCUGGUCAUCUUUAGCGAGCCAAUCGACAGAAAGAAAGGUUUCUCACUGCCUGGAUACAUCUUUAAGAACAGCAUCAAGGUGAGCUGCCUGGGGGUGGAGCCCAGCGUGGACGGCGAUGACGCCCGCUUUGUCCUCACAUCACGCAACCCUGACGGGAGCGUGGUGCGCUUCCAGUUGCUGGCGUCCUCCCCUGACAUCUGCAGGGCCUGGGUCAACGAUGUGGUUCAAAUCUUGGAAAGCCAGCGCAACUUCCUAAAUGCCUUACAGUCACCUAUUGAGUACCAGCGACGAGAGAGCAAGUCUAAUAGCCUGGGCCGCAGCAUGAGGGCCCCUCUGUCUGCUGCCAGUGCCCUGCGGCCCCACUCCUCCGCCUCCAUUGACCGUCAUAAGCUGCCCUCCCUUCACUCUCACAACACCUCCCUGCCCACGCUCUACCUGCCCAGCCACGGCCAGGGCCAAGGACCCAGCGAGACGUACUCACUGCGGGACCCCACCGUGGUCCAGCCAUGCCCUGCUGACUCCCACACUGUUUCUCCGUCUCACGUCCAACUGGGCUUCGCUGAUCAGCCAAACUGUCAAGCUGUGUCAAACGGGCUGUACACACACGCCACACAAAGUGCACAGCAGAGAGCAGGAGAGGGCUGUCGUCGGGGUCAGGCUGCUGAGGCUGGGAGCCAGGCCAUGCUGUCGGGCCCCUCAGCUGGACGACGCCCCAGCAACCUGGCUCAGCUAGCAGAGGACGACCUAUGAACUCUGAGGUCUCCUGGGUCAGGAGGACAGCAGCUCCCGCCACAGCUGUGGAGACAAGAGGACUUGUCUACUGUCUGUUGAUGCCAGGCUGGACCCUUACCUGGUUCAGUCAUGAUUUCUGGAGGAAAAUGAAGGAUCAUAUGAAGGAAUUUACGGGCUGUAACUAUAAAACCUUUUUGCUCCGGUUUUUAGAGAGCCAUUCAAUGGAAGGUGACGAGCCUCUGACACUUCCAGUGUACAUGAGCUGCACUCAGUUGGAUGUUACUGGGCUCAAAACACUCAAUGGACACUCAGUGUUAUGACAAUUUCAGCUUUUUACCUUUUUGAGAGUUUGCAUACUCUUCUGUCUUUCGAAGGGGCAAGGGGGAAUUUGUUUGAUGAAGAAUUAUCCAUUCCUAAUUGGGGCGGUCACUGGAGUUACGUGUGCGGCUGAAUGUCUGUUUAUGCAACGAUGUGUGGAUGUGUUUGAGUGCAUGAGAGUGUGCAAGGAGCGGCAGUGGCUCCUCUUGCACGCUCUGGUAAAUUCCCUUGAUAAAGUUUUUAUUUCUGAUGCCCCAUUGUGAAGACAUGAACGCAUUCUGUCAUUCCCCUGCUGACGACAAGAACGGGAAAGGCAGAACACUUGAUGUGAACACGCCACAAAGACUCGAAUUUCACCUGAAAGAGAAGAACUUUCUUUCUCGCCACAGUGUUCCUGAGAGCUCCUGUGUGCUCUCUUAUUCUGUUUGACUGGCCCUCGUUUGAUCUGGUCAGAAAAGGCAUGAGGGAGCCCCCUGGAGGCUCUCUGCGGGUAUGACGUCACUUCAGAAUACUUUUUUGCUCUUUGGGCAACUCCAGAGGAGUUUUGAGAUACAGUAGGUGCAUUCAAAGGGACUGCUGUGCUGA